AUGGUUGAUUGGGAUGCGACGGCAACGGCAACAGCAGCUAAUGGAGGUGAAUUAUCAUCGGAUAGCCAGGCGAAUGUCGCUGUUAUGGAUGAAUUACGUGAAGCUCUUGCGAUGGUAACUGAAAAGACGAAUGAGUGUGAGAAGCUGCGUCGGCUGAAGGCUGAACUUGAGAAGGAACUUGAGCUGCGCCAAACAUGUAUUGAUGAACUGAUGGUACAGAUGAACGUUAUGCAAUCGCAGCAGAGUAUCCAUGCCGAAAAUUACACGCAGCUUCAUGACUGGGCCAGCCGACUUGAGCGCGAGAAAUUGGAUUUGCAGUCGAAUCUUAGUGACACGCAAGAAAAAUUAAAAGAAGCGCUUAUGCAACUCGAGACUGUCCAAAUCAGUAAAGAGGAGGUAAGCAGUGUUUUAUAGAG
Gongylonema pulchrum is the source of this 416-nucleotide messenger RNA. Lineage: Eukaryota; Metazoa; Nematoda; Chromadorea; Rhabditida; Gongylonematidae. The record is from the annotation of a GenBank genome assembly.